ACUUUCCACUCCUACAUUCUCUAUCACUCUCUUCCUCUCUUCUUUUAUUUCAAAAACAAAAAUACAAAUUUUCUCACACACUUUAUGUGUACCUAUAUGCUAAUAUUAAUUGAGAAAAUGCCACUACUGCUUCGGUUGCCGAACGUGUUGUUCGUUCCCAAGUUAUGCCGAGUUUUCUCACUCCUCCUUCAUGCAAUUUUGCUCCCUUCUGCAACCUAACAAAACCUAUCCACUCUCAGUCCCUCCCUCUCCAAACCAACAGAAACUGAGAUCUUUACAUAAAAUAUCCUCAGAAGAAGGAGAAGGACUUGGGAAAUGGAUGUGAUUGGGGAUCCAGGGGAGGGGCAAAUCGGUCAAAGAAAAUCCGGGAUGAACAAGUACACAAUUGUCUGCGCUCUCUUGGCCUCCGCAAAUUCCAUUCUUUUGGGUUAUGAUAUCGGAGUGAUGAGUGGUGCGGUGCUCUACAUCAAAGAGAAUCUCAAGAUCACAUCAACCCAAGUGGAAAUUUUGGUAGGAACCCUAAACGUGUUCUCUUUGGUAGGAUCACUAGCUUCCGGCAAGACUUCAGAUUAUAUAGGCCGGCGUUACACUAUAGUCCUAGCCGCCUGCACAUUCCUAAUAGGUGCACUCCUCAUGGGCCUAGCGCCGUCCUACCUAUUUCUAAUGGCCGGACGUGUCGUGGCCGGCAUUGGUGUCGGCUACGCCCUCAUGAUAGCUCCCGUCUACACGGCUGAGCUAUCCCCCGCCAUGAGCCGGGGAUUCCUCACCUCUCUUCCGGAAGUGUUCAUCACAUUCGGGUUAUUACUAGGUUAUAUUUGUAACUACACCUUGUCCGGCCUACCGCCGCACAUAAACUGGAGGCUGAUGCUCGGGUUGGCGGCGGUGCCGGCAAUCGGAAUUGGGUUGGGAGUUAUAGCAAUGCCUGAGUCCCCUCGUUGGCUUGUGAUGAAGGGGAAAUUAAGGGAAGCAAAAGAGGUCUUACUGAAAACAUCAUGUUCUGAAGAGGAAGCUCAACUGAGGCUUGAGGAGAUGAGUAAGGCUGCUUUGGAUUUACCCAUAGGCCCAUUAACGGCCCAGGAAGAUUCUUCAGCUGGUGAGCCUGGACGAGGGGUUUGGAAGGAGCUCUUGCUGCGUCCUUCUAAGCCCAUUCGUCGGAUGCUCGUUGCUGCCAUAGGGAUCAACUUUUUCAUGCAAGCUUCCGGCAACGAUGCCGUCGUGUACUACUGCCCGGAAGUAUUUAGGGCAGCUGGAAUUCACAGCAAGAAACAGCUCUUUGGCAUUAAUGUCAUAAUGGGCCUUGCCAAAACAUCCUUUGUUUUCAUCUCGGCGAGUUAUUUGGACCGGUUUGGGAGGCGGCCCCUUUUGUUAUUGGGCUCGGUCGGGAUGGUGGUCUCGUUAGCUGGGCUGGGCAUAGGAUCAAAAUUUCUGGAGCAUUCGAGUAGUAAGCCCACAUGGGCCAUUGCCUUGUGUAUCGUGGCUGUUUGCGCUGAUGUUUCGUUCUUUUCGAUUGGGCUUGGGCCCAUAACUUGGGUCUACUCAUCGGAGAUCUUUCCUAUGAGGUUACGGGCCCAGGGUUCGAGUCUAGCCAUAUCAGUGAACCGGUUGGUAAGCGGGGUGGUGUCGAUGACAUUUCUAACCAUCUCUAACAAGAUAACAUUUGGGGGAAUGUUUUUCGUGUUGGCCGGAAUAAUGGCGGUUGCAACGGUGUUCUUUUACUUCUUUCUGCCGGAGACAAAAGGCAAGACCUUAGAAGAAAUGGGGACGAUUUUUGAAGACAAAGACACAACAAAUGUGAAUAGGGUGACGGAAAUGAGAGAGAUGUAGUGAUUGGGCUGCCCUAAACGCCUUGUAUUUUUUGUUCUACUUUGAAUUAAAAACAUGUAAUAUGUUAAUCUAGAGUGUUGAGAUUAUAUAUUCAAAAGAUAUCAUGGUGAAAAAGCUACAAUUAGAAGUUGCUUCUAAUUAAUUAGGGAUGAAUGGUGGUGAACAAAUCCGUAACAAUAGUGACAAAGGGGAAGCUUGAUAUACUUGUAUUCUUCAAUAAAAAUGAAAAUUCUGUUUGAUUCCUA
Molecule: messenger RNA, 2069 nt
Organism: Pyrus x bretschneideri (Chinese white pear)
Lineage: Eukaryota; Viridiplantae; Streptophyta; Magnoliopsida; Rosales; Rosaceae
Product: polyol transporter 5
Exons: 2
Coding region: 316-1824 (502 amino acids)
Biological process (GO): transmembrane transport
Cellular component (GO): membrane
Molecular function (GO): carbohydrate transmembrane transporter activity
Source: RefSeq, a predicted model, not a curated record